Molecule: messenger RNA, 2991 nt
Organism: Rosa chinensis
Lineage: Eukaryota; Viridiplantae; Streptophyta; Magnoliopsida; Rosales; Rosaceae
Product: U-box domain-containing protein 34
Biological process (GO): protein phosphorylation
Molecular function (GO): ATP binding; protein kinase activity
Source: RefSeq, a predicted model, not a curated record
UGUCAGGUACCCUUUGAGAUUGUUAUACUCAAGGAUCAUGAUGUAGCCAAGGCACUGAUCGAUCACAUUUCCAGCCGUGGCAUCGGGAAUUUAAUUCUUGGUGCUUCAUCCAGGAAUGGGUUUUCUAAGAGGUACGGCUACCAUUACCAAUCAAUUUCAUCUUUUCCAUUUAGUGCUUUAUCACAUUAUAUCUGUUUCGUCGAAUUAAUGAACUUUUUUCUUUUUCUUUUUGGGAUCUGCAGACUAUUCAAGACAUCAGAUAUUCCAAGUAGUGUGCAAAAGUUGGCACCGGAUUUCUGCAAUGUAUUUACUAUCAGCAAAGGAAAGAUAUGUGCAGUGCGUGCAGCCUGCCGCCGAGUGCCUGCCCUGCCGACCCUCCCGGAAGAAUCUAAUUACAUGUAAGCAUUAUAAUUGCACAACUACUUAGAUGAACUCAUAUCUGCAUCUGCGCUCUUGACAACAUGACAUACCAUAUAUGACUAGAGAGCAUUACCUUGACACUUGGUUUAUAAUGAUUCUGAUGCAUGUCAUUCUCCAGAGGCAGAGCCGCAAGCAGCAAAUCAUAUGACGAGGUCUCAGUGCAAGAGCCUGACAUGGACACUGGCCACUCUUUUGUAGGCUCAGAAAGACGAAGUACUGAUAGCAUGUUGUAUUCUUUCUACGAAAACUUUGGGCAAGCUGAAUCGACCCAAAUCUCUUCUAUGUCCUUGAAGGUGGACAUCACUGAAUCAGCAUCAGAAUCAGAUUUCGGGAGUUUCGAUGGCCUUAACACUAUGCAUGAAAUGCCAUCAGCGGAGCAGCACAAUGGCUCAGGAAAUCCAUUCUUGUCGCAGAAAGUACUGGAAGAGAUGGAAGAAGAGAUGAAAAGUCUUAGAAUGGAGCUGAAGCAAACGAUAGAGAUGUACCAUGCAGCCUAUAAAGAAGCACUAACAGCAAAGCAGAAGGCUACAGAGCUCCAAGAGGGGAAAAUGAAAGAAGAACUGAGGCUAGAGGAAGCACUACUCACCUUAGAAGCAACUACAGCAGCUUUGAAGAACGAAAAAGAAAAGUCUAAGGCAGCGAUAUUGGCAGUAGAAGCAGCUCAGAGGCUUGUUGAGGAAGAGGUGCAAAAGAGAGUGAAUGCUGACAAGAUGGAGGAGAACAAGCCAGGGGGCAUUCCCACGUCUGGAGAGAAGGAGGAGUUCAAGAUAGUCAACAAAAACCAAUUUGAUGCUAAGAUCAACGAGUUGUUUCUUCCAUUCCGCUGGUUUUGCAUAAAAUGCAAUGAAGUUGUAAUUGAGAACCCUGAUGUACCAAAAGCACUGAUUAACUAUGUUUCCGCUAAUUUAAUUGACAUUUUGGCACUUGGGGCACCAUCGACAAGAUACGGCCUUCUGCGGUUCAAAAGUACAAAUGUUUCAACCACAGUGUCAAAGGCAGCACCAGAGUUCUGCACUGUGUAUGUCGUCGGAAAAGGAAAGUUAUCAUAUGAUGAAAUGGAAGCUGAGAUGAUGAGGCUCAGGCUAGAGCUUAAGCGAACAAUGGACAUGUACAGUACGGCCUGCAAGGAAGCCCUCACUGAAAAACAAAAGAAAAUGCAACUUCACCGAUUGAAAAUGAAAGAAAAGCAGAGAUUAGAAGAGGCACGAGAAGCUGAGGAAGCUGCAUUGAAACUUGCAGGGAAGGAGAAAGCAAAAUGUCAGGCAGCAAUGGAUGCUGCAGAAGCAGCUAAAAGGAUUGCAGAAGCAGAAGCACAACAGAGGAGGAAUGCUGAAAUGAAAGCCCCUAAAGAAGCUGAAGAGAGGAUGAAGGCACUAGGAACAACGACAUACGAUCCCAGAUACAGGAGAUACACAAUUGAGGAGAUUGAAGUAGCAACAAAUAAUUUUUCACACGCUCUAGAGGUUGGGGAAGGAGGCUAUGGGCCAGUAUACAAAGGUGAACUAGACCACACACCAGUGGCAAUAAAAGUUCUACGUUCAGAUGCAGCUGAAGGAUGGUCCCAAUUCCAGCAAGAGGUUCAUAUAUUGAGUUGCAUACGCCAUCCCAACAUAAUUCUUCUUCUUGGAGCCUGCCCAGAGAAUGGAUGCCUGGUUUAUGAGUACAUGGAUAAUGGGAGCUUAGAAGACCGUCUCUUUUGGCGAGGUAACACCCCAGUUAUUCCUUGGCAGCUAAGGUUCCAAAUCGCUGCAGAUAUUGGCACAGGACUGUUGUUCCUUCAUCAGACCAAGCCAGAACCACUUGUACACCGUGACCUAAAACCCAGCAACAUUUUACUAGACUAUAACUAUGUCAGCAAGAUUUGUGAUGUACGUUUGGCCAGGCUUGUCCCUCCAUCAGUAGCUGAUUCUGUCACUCAAUAUCAUAUGACAUCUGCCGCUGGAACCUUCUGUUAUAUUGAUCCAGAGUCAGGGAUAAAAUCUGAUAUAUACUCACUUGGGGACAUGUUCCUACAACUAAUAACAGCCAAACCACCUAUGGGUCAUCACGUUGAGCGGGCUAUUGAGAAAGGGACUUUCUCUGAGACGCUUGACCCUGCCGUUCCUGACUGGCCAGUUGAGGAAGCAUUGUGUUUUGCAAAGCUAGCUCUACAGUGUGCUGAAAUGAGGCAAAAAGAUAGACCGGAUCUUGGGAAGAUUGUUCUUCCUGAGAUUAACAGAUUGAGAAAAUUAGGUGAGGAUAGCAUGAAUGGCGUUACAGUUGGUAAUGGUGAAGUAUCUUCAGCUAGACAAGUGAGUACCAUAGCAGACCUAGCAUUGCACUUGAAGUAACUGCAUGGAUGAUUUUUUAGGAGCAUCAAACAUCAAAAUGCCAAAAAGAAACCAUUCUAGACUACUGUUUAAUGAAAAAUUAAGUAAAGAGCCGGUGGAAGCUUCAUGUUGGGGUCUUUCUAUUUUAGAUGUUUUUUUAACAUUUAUUUUCUUAUUUUGGUUUCUUUAGGAGGUCAUAUAUCUAUCAAACUCAGGAUAUGAUAGCUCAAGGAGCCGUUCAAGUACAUCAUCUUGUCCACGA